AUGAAUUUUGGAAGUCAGACCCCCACAAUUGUGGUCUUAAAAGAGGGCACAGAUGCCUCUCAGGGCCGUGGUCAAAUUAUCUCAAAUAUUAAUGCAUGCUUAGCGAUUCAGGAUUCUCUAAGGCCUACACUGGGACCAUUGGGGUCAGACAUCUUGAUUGUGUCUUCGAACGGGAAAACAACAAUUUCUAAUGACGGUGCGACGAUUUUGAAGCUUUUGGAUGUGGUUCAUCCUGCUGCCAAAACGUUAGUGGACAUCUCAAGAGCUCAAGAUGCAGAAGUAGGUGACGGAACAACCAGUGUGACCAUCCUGGCUGGUGAGCUUAUGAAAGAGGCCAAGCCGUUUUUAGAGGAAGGUAUCUCGUCGCAUGUCAUCGUAAAGGGCUACAGAAACGCUGCCAACAUGGCAAUCAAGAAAAUUAAGGAAUUGGCCUCAUCGGUUUCCAGCGACAACGGCACCAACAGAGAUCUACUAGAACGGUGUGCUAGAACUGCGAUGUCAUCGAAACUCAUCAGCAGCAACUCUGACUUUUUCGUGAAAAUGUGUGUGGACUCCGUUUUGUCUCUAGACCAAGACGAAUUGGACGACAAGCUAAUCGGUAUUAAAAAAAUCCCUGGUGGAGCUAUGGAGGACUCCAUCUUUGUGAACGGUGUUGCAUUCCAAAAAACGUUCUCAUAUGCAGGCUUCGAACAACAACCCAAGGUUUUCGAAAAUCCUAAAGUUCUCAGCUUGAACGUCGAAUUGGAGUUGAAAGCAGAGAAGGACAACGCAGAGGUACGGGUUGAGCAUGUGGAGGAUUAUAACGCCGUUGUCGAUGCCGAAUGGAAAAUCAUCUUAGACAAGCUCCAACAAAUCGAAGAGUCGGGUGCCAACAUUGUGCUAUCUAAACUACCUAUCGGCGAUCUGGCAACGCAAUUUUUCGCUGACAGAGACAUAUUUUGUGCCGGUAGAGUUGCUGCCGAAGACAUGAACCGUGUUAUUUUGGCCGUCGGCGGUGCCGUCCAAUCUACGACUUCAGACAUAAAGCCCGAGCAUCUAGGUACAUGCGAACAGUUUGAAGAAGUUCAGGUUGGCGGCGAACGUUACAACAUUUUCAAAGGCUGCCCGCAAGCCAAAACCUGCACACUGCUACUGCGUGGUGGUGCCGAACAAGUCAUUGCAGAGGUCGAAAGAUCAUUACACGAUGCUAUAAUGGUAGUGAAACGUGCUAUCAAGAGUAAGCUCGUUGUCGCCGGUGGCGGUGCCAUAGAAAUGGAGAUUUCAAGAUACCUAAGGGACGAAUCUAAGAAAAUCGCUGGAAAGCAACAACUAAUAAUCAACGCUUUUGCCAAAGCUCUUGAAGUUAUUCCUAGGCAACUAUGUGAAAAUGCCGGUCUUGAUGCCACGGAUGUUCUGAAUCGCCUAAGAAUGGCUCACAGCCGUGGUGAAAAAUGGUUCGGUGUGGAUUUCGAGACUGAGAGCAUUGGCGAUAACUUUGCUAAAUUCGUGUGGGAGCCUGCUCUCGUUAAGAUAAACGCAUUGAGCAGUGCGACCGAGGCCACGAAUUUGAUUUUGUCUGUUGACGAAACUAUCAAGAACAAAGAGAGCCAACCAGCCAAUGCUGGUAUGAUGCCUCCACAGGGCGGUGCCAGAGGCAGAGGAGUGCCAAUGCGUUAA
Molecule: messenger RNA, 1656 nt
Organism: Lachancea meyersii CBS 8951
Lineage: Eukaryota; Fungi; Ascomycota; Saccharomycetes; Saccharomycetales; Saccharomycetaceae
Source: the annotation of a GenBank genome assembly